Molecule: messenger RNA, 3456 nt
Organism: Sipha flava (yellow sugarcane aphid)
Lineage: Eukaryota; Metazoa; Arthropoda; Insecta; Hemiptera; Aphididae
Exons: 7
Coding region: 893-2593 (566 amino acids)
Source: RefSeq, a predicted model, not a curated record
GAUGGAAAUUUUUUUUAUAAAACGUCACCUGAACAACUAAACGGGUAUAAUAAAUCAGUAAUUAGACCAGUGGUGUGGUGAACGUAAUAUAUUUUAAUGUAUGUUUUGAAACUUAGAAUAUAAAUAUGCAUAUGACAGUACAUUUUUAAACAAUUAUCGAAGUCUAAGUAACUAAGAUAAAUUGUACCGAAUCUUAAUCAUUAAACUCGUACACAUUAAAACCCCACCGAUUAUAAAUGUUUAUUUUCCACAAAAUAGUGCGAAACAUAAUCCGAAGUGAUAAAAUCUCAACAGCACGUAAUAACAAAACAAAACGUGAAAGGGUGUUUUGGAAAGUUGUAUGAAACAAAGUUGCUAUCGUAGUCGUAGAACUACACUCUAGUCUUACUCUUCAUCAACCAAGUUUGUAAUAAAUGUGAUUUUUUUUUUUUUUUUAGUUGCGUUAAACGAGAAUGAAAAUCUAUCAAGUACACCGAAAGUGAUCGUAAAGGUCAAACGAGGAAAAUCGCUGUUCGAAGAAGUGCCCCACCUCCCUCGUCCGCGGUUGUACGUCGAAUCCGUCCAGAGUUCCGCCCGCGAACAUUAGCAGCGUCGUACGUAUUGUUUUUCGUCGAUCGGUUCGCGGGUUUAGACGCUCUAGACCGACAACCGGUCGCAUUAAUGUGUUUACGUCGCGCAAUGUACACAAACACGUUAAUAGCCCCUCCCCCCAUUGUCUGUGGGCGCAACACAUGGGGACCUUUGCUCGUUGCAUCGACGAACAUUAACGUUACACAAAGAGCGUUGUUUGGUUUCGACACGACCGUCCGAGUCGGGUCGCGCUUUCCACGUUCGAGUCCCUCGUGCUAGCAGUACUGCUGGAAGACCCGAGUCAUAUCAAUAAAACCUCGUCAUGGUUGAGCACGUGCGCCUCCCGUCGUCCGACGACCGGCCCGACUACUUCUUGGACGAGUGCAGCAACCCCGUGUCGUGGUACCGUCGGCACCCCGUGCGCGACAACCUCACCCCCAAGUUGGGCCUGCACAGCGUGAUGGACAUGAAGCAUACCGUAUUGACGGAACAGUACGCCGACAACAAACCGGAAUACGUUUGGGAUCUAUUCCUUUACAACACUUACAUAACUUUCAAUUAUAUCAUGCAAGAUCAUUUGGACAACGCUUUAGAAAUAAUCAACGAGACGGAAAAAAUACUGUCAUCACAUUCCAAAAUAACGGAGAACACGACCGAUUUCUUGGAUUCUAUAAGCAAUGCUUUGCGCCACAUCACAUUGAGCACAAAAGGAUAUGUUUUGGUCAAGAGUAAUAAGAGCACCGAGGACUUGCACGAUUCGUUCGUGGCGCUGCGUGAUAUGGACGCGGCCAACGAGGCGGCCCUGUACGCCGUGCAGUCCAUAUUCUUGGCCAGGUACGUCAACAAGUGGUGUAUUCUGUCCAAGAUGUGCAUAGUCCGCGCGAUCGCCCUGAACCCUGCGGAACCGGAAUGGCAUUACAUGCUGUCGCACGGUUUGACUCAUUACCGGAAGCGGCUGCGCAUGACCAGCGUUCUGCCACAAGAAAUCCAAGAAGCCGAACUCGCCGUUGGUAUGUCCGACAACGCGCAUUACAAAUGUCACUUGGCAAAGUUGCUGCACUCCGACCGCGUGUACUACGCGGGCAGUUACAUAACGGACACGCUCAAAGCAAUAACGUUGAUCAAGAACAUAGUAAAUGAUUCGGACGACUUAUUUACGUUAAGACGUUGUUUGAAAACAAUCACAAAGAUAUCGAAAGCUAAAAAUGUUAGCCAUCAAGUUUAUUCGUUAGCCACAACGAUUAUCUCCAAAAUGGAAAACAGUCACAAUAGUUAUAUAUACGAAUCUAUUGGACACUACUACAUGUGUUGUGAAAAGAAUAUGGAAAAAGCGAAUAUGUAUUUUAAAAUGGCAUCCGACGGUAAAUGUUUCAGUGCAUCCAUUGAUUAUGUACGUUUAUUGUUUAUUAUGGAUCCCUACAACACAGACGUUGUGCUAAUUCUUGACAGUUAUUUGAACGUAUACCAAUCAAUAUCUUCUCAGUGUACGAUUUUAAUUCUUAUAAUAUCUUAUCAGCUACUUAAUAAAAACGAUAUUGUUGGAGCUCUGAUUUAUAUAGACAAGUUACUUAAUAAUAAAGUCUCAGCGUUUAUUCGCAAGUUGCAAGUGUUCAAAUCAAAAUUUAGCCGGCAAACUCAAAAGCUGAAUCUAUUAAAAAUUAUAUUAGAUGAACUGGAAAAAAAUUUGGAAAACGAAAAGUUGUCUGCAGAAAAUGUUGCAUUGGUAAGACGACUGUUUGAGAAAAUCAAUGACUUAUCAAAAACUUUUGUAAAAACGAAGGUGAUGCGCUUUGACUUGGACUUGAUGAUCAAUUUUUUGACUCAAAACGAAAUUAUUGGAAACGAAUGUUGUAAGGUGUUCAACCCAGUCAAUGAAGACAAUUCACUCAAUAAUACUACUAACACGGUUACGAAAACGGAAAACUGGAGAACGCUCAAACCUAACAACGGUCCUAAUGUAUUCACAUUAAAUAAAUAUCGAUAUUACAAUCGCGCGUAUUGUCCGACUAACGUAAACGAGUAACUAUAAAAAGUACUCAAUAACGAUAAACUAAUUAUUAAAGUAAAUUAUAUUGUGGCCAUCCCCCCAGUUUUAAUCACUGCAAUGUAACCUUAUUAUACAAAAUUUAAUAACUUAAUCAAACAAAUCACUACGUUUAAACGAUUUUCAAAUUAUUGUUACACGUCGUAUCUAUAAUAUAAUAUAAUGAUACAUGAGCAAAUUCAAAAAUUAAUAAUUACAGUGUUGAAGUGAAAGUAAUACGAAGUAAUCAAAACAUAGUUACAAUUUAAAUGAUAAAGUGAUGAAAUUUUGUAUUAUACAACGUGAAAAAAAAUAUCGUCACAAAAAUAAAGAAAAUAAAAAUCACUGAGUCAAUUUUAUUUUGUUUAUUACAAUUUAUAAAUUUAGUCACAUGUUAGUAACGAACGAAACAACAAAAUAACUGUUAAUUAUUACAAUACGUUUGUGAAGCAGCCAAAAAAUUUUAUAAUGCAGGCAGGAUCAAAACCAUUCACUCAGAUCCUCAACGUCAGUCUCCGUUGCCGAUUGCACGUUUGAUCUAAAUUCGUACUAGGGCUAUAUGUAGAAUGGUGUACCGUCAUGGGCGGCGGCGUACCGUGCAACGAAGGUGACCAUCGAAUAAAGAUUAAACCGAGGGAGAAUGGACAGGCACUCGGCUCGAACGUCGAGUACGUUUCUACUGCGAUCCUGGUACCUGGUCUAGGCUGCCAACAACCACUGCGACUUCCACGGUUCCAUUGUUUUGAAAAUAUUAAUUUUUAUACUAUUAGGUCAUUUUAUUAUUUACGUUUCAUAAAUGUUAAAUACGUUAAUGUUUUAAUACGUGUUAAAUGUUACAGUACGUGAUUUUAAUUGAAUAAAGU